AUGCAAAAAAUAUGGGAAUGGAUAGUUGACAAAAAGACGAACACAAUCCGGAAGUGGCGGUCAUCGAACAUUCGGAGGAAUAACACGGAACCCGAUGAUUUGGCAGCCUAUCGAAACGGAAAACGAAAAUCGUACUCCACGGGAAGCAUCACCUCCUCCUCGAACAAUUCCAACAAAAAGAAUCCAGAUUUCGAGAAUUUUUUCGAGGAACCGCAGAUAAAAGUGAUGUUGGAUGCAAGGAGGGAAUCAUUUCUACGACAUUCCAAUUCGGCAGAAGUGUUUCCGGUGGCACCGCCCGAUUUGGAAGUUGUCAUGGAGAGGUCGACUAAAACGACACCAAACCCAACACCACGAACCGUCCGAAAACAACUUCGCUUUGAUAUUCCCGAGGUCCAAAUCUCAUUCGAGACACAAGAGCCGCGAAAAGUGACAUUCGAAUCCGGCGAGUCUUCGUCCACUUCCAAUUCCAUUGUCCCACCGCCAAUUAUCGAUUGGGACACCCCACCGAAAAUGAAUACGGUACCGGAAAUCGAGCCAGUGUUGUGUUUCGACGACGAGGUGUCAGUGAGUACGAGGCGACUAUCGGCUAGUGAGAAGGCCCGGCAGAAUGUGAUUGCUCAGAGGAGACAGAGCAAUGUUCAGUUUGUGCAAUCAAUGAGCGGCCGUACCACAACAACCACACUGAUUCCCUUAACAUGUGCCCAGAUUCAUUUGGUACGUGCUCUCUGGCGACAAGUGUACACUACAAAAGGACCGACAGUCAUCGGAGCAAGUAUCUAUCAUCGACUGUGUUUUAAGAAUUUGAUGGUAAAAGAACAAAUGAAACAAGUGGAGCUGCCGCCGAAGUUCCAAAACCGUGACAAUUUCAUAAAAGCUCAUUGCAAAGCGGUGGCCGAGUUGAUCGAUCAAGUCGUUGAGAAUCUCGACCAUUUGGAUAAUGUCACAAAUGAAUUGAUGAGAAUCGGGCGGGUUCAUGCAAAAGUGCUCCGUGGAGAGUUGACGGGAAAACUGUGGAAUACUGUAGCCGAGACGAUUAUUGAUUGCACACUGGAAUGGGGAGAUCGGAGGUGCCGCAGUGAAACAGUGCGGAAGGCAUGGGCAUUGAUUGUGGCGUUUGUGAUCGAGAAGAUUAAAGCUGGACAUCAUGAACAGCGUAAACUAAUGCUUGCCACCCGUCAAUCCCUUCCAUCCAUCCGAAUGCCGUCAAUGGAGCGAUUCUCUUGA
Molecule: messenger RNA, 1224 nt
Organism: Caenorhabditis remanei
Lineage: Eukaryota; Metazoa; Nematoda; Chromadorea; Rhabditida; Rhabditidae
Exons: 8
Coding region: 1-1224 (407 amino acids)
Molecular function (GO): oxygen binding; heme binding
Source: RefSeq, a predicted model, not a curated record